AUGAAGUCUGAUUUCAAGUUUUCCAAUCUUUUGGGUACUGUUUAUAGACAAGGUAAUGUUAUAUUUAAUGAGAAUGGUACACAUUUGUUAUCACCAGUUGGUAAUAGGAUCUCAGUAUUUGAUUUAAUUAAUAAUAAAUCGUUUACAUUUGAGUAUGAGCAUCGUAAGAAUAUAUCAGCUUUUGAUUUGAAUCAGCAAGGUACUCUUUUGUUAUCUGUCGAUGAAGAUGGACGUGCAAUUUUAGUUAACUAUAAAUCAAGAAAUGUUUUACAUCAUUUUAACUUUAGAGAGAAAUGUUUAAGUGUUAAGUUUAGUCCUGAUGGGAAACUAUUUGCAUUGGCUACUGGUAGGUUUAUUCAAAUUUGGAAGACUCCAAAUGCCACUGAAGAUAGACAAUUCGCUCCUUUUGUUCGUCAUAGAAUUCAAGCUGGCCAUUUCGAAGAUAUUACUUCAAUUACCUGGUCUUAUGACUCUAGAUUUAUUGUAUCAUCUUCCAAGGAUUUGACAGCAAGAUUGUGGUCUGUUUACUCUGAGGAUAAAGAAUUGGCUGCUACAACAUUUGCAGGUCAUAGAGAUAAUGUGCUUGGUGCUUUUUUUACUGCUGAUCAAGAAAAGAUAUAUACAGUCAGUAAAGAUGGUGCUCUAUUCAUUUGGGAAUACUCGUCGUUGGAAGAAGAUCAAGAUGAUGAAGAUGAAGAGAUAGAUCUAUCUAAGUACAGUUGGAGAAUUGCUGAAAAGCAUUUCUUCUUUCAAAAUCAAGCCAAGGUAAAAUGUGUAACUUUCCACCCAGGAUCAAAUUUACUAGUCGUUGGGUUCAGCAAUGGUGAAUUCAGAUUAUACGAUUUGCCAAGUUUCACCUUGGUACAACAAUUGUCAAUGGGUCAAAAUGCCGUGAAUACAGUUUCUAUCAACAAUACAGGUGAAUGGUUAGCAUUCGGUUCAAGUGCAUUGGGUCAAUUAUUAGUUUAUGAGUGGCAAUCAGAAUCUUAUAUUUUGAAACAACAAGGUCAUUUUGAUUCAUUGAAUGGUUUGACGUAUUCUCCUGAUGGUGCAAGAGUUGUCACAGCAGCUAACGAUGGUAAAAUUAAGGUAUGGGAUGUUGUAUCUGGUUUCUGUUUAGCUACUUUUAGUGAACAUACAUCUUCGGUCACUGCUGUUCAAUUUGCUAAGAGAGGUCAAGUUUUAUUCUCUUCUUCAUUAGAUGGUACAGUAAGAGCUUGGGAUUUAAUAAGAUUCCGUAAUUUUAGAACAUUUACAUCAACUCAAAGAAUUCCAUUUAACUGUUUAGCUGUCGAUCCUUCAGGUGAAGUCGUCUGUGCAGGUUCGUCAGAUAGUUUUGAAAUUCACGUAUGGUCUGUACAAACUGGUCAAUUAUUGGAUUCUUUAGAUGGUCAUGAGGGUCCUGUUUCAUGUUUAGCAUUCAGUCAAGAAAAUAGUGUGUUAGCAUCUGCAUCAUGGGAUAAGACUAUUAGAAUUUGGUCUAUAUUUUCAAGAUCACAGCAGGUCGAACCAAUUGAGGUAUUUUCCGAUGUUCUAGCAUUGACUAUUAGGCCAGAUGGUAAAUCUGUAGCCGUUUCUACUUUAAAGGGACAAAUUACUAUCUUCGACAUUGAGAGUGGACAACAAACAGGAAAUAUCGACUGUAGAAAAGAUAUUUUAGCAGGUAGACACAUGGAAGAUCGUUUCACAGCCAAAAAUUCAGAAAGAUCGAAAUAUUUCACAACGAUAUCUUAUAGUUUUGACGGCCUUGCUAUCGUAGCUGGUGGUAAUAAUAACUCUAUCUGCCUAUAUGAUAUACCGAAUGAAGUUUUAUUGAGAAGGUUUAUAGUGUCUAAAAACAUGACACUAAAUGGUACAAUGGAGUUGUUGAAUAGUGGACGUAUGACCGAAGCAGGUGCAUUAGAUUUGAUCGAUAUGGAUGGUGAUGAGUCUGAUCUAGAAGACCGUAUCGACAAAACUUUACCUGGCUCCAGAGCUGGUGGUGAUUUGUCUACUAGAAGGGUUAGACCGGAAAUAAGAGUUACAUCUAUUCAAUUUUCACCAACUGCAUCUGCAUUUGCAGCAGCAUCAACUGAAGGUAUCCUAUUGUAUUCUGUUGAUGAAACCAUCAUGUUUGACCCAUUCGAUUUAGAUGUUGAUGUCACCCCACAAAGCACUAUAGAGGCCUUAAAUGAAAAGGAAUAUUUAAAUGCUUUAGUUAUGGCAUUCAGGUUAAAUGAAUCUUACUUAAUUAACAGAGUAUAUGAAUCCAUUCCUAUUUCAGAGAUUCAAUUGGUUAGUUCUUUAUUGCCAGUAGUAUACUUACCUAGGUUAUUACAAUUUAUUGGCGAAUUUUCCAUAGACUCUCAACAUUUUGAAUUCAAUUUACUUUGGAUCAAAGCUUUAUUAUCCUCACACGGUACCUACAUGAAAUCUCAUAAACAUAUGUUUUCUACAGCAACCAGAUCCAUCCAAAGGUUCCUAGGAAGAAUUGCAAAAGACGCAGUUAAUACAUCUACAAACAACAAAUAUUCAUACAACUUCUUGAUGUCUACAAAUGGAUCAAUUGACGGAAUCAGUGAUGAGGAAAUGAUGGUUAACGAUUCAGAAUCUAGUGAUGAAGAAAUGGAACAAGAGGAUGAUGACGAUGAAGAAGGCUGGGAAGGCUUCGAUUCCAAAGUAACCAAUUUACCUCUACAAGAUGAAGAGAGUGAUGACGAUGAAAUCCUACUUGAUUGA
Vanderwaltozyma polyspora DSM 70294 is the source of this 2718-nucleotide messenger RNA. RefSeq names its product snoRNA-binding rRNA-processing protein PWP2 (gene PWP2). The record is from RefSeq and is a predicted model, not a curated record. Gene Ontology annotation, molecular function: protein binding. Gene Ontology annotation, cellular component: small-subunit processome; Pwp2p-containing subcomplex of 90S preribosome. Gene Ontology annotation, biological process: ribosomal small subunit assembly; maturation of SSU-rRNA from tricistronic rRNA transcript (SSU-rRNA, 5.8S rRNA, LSU-rRNA). The transcript has a single exon. NCBI's taxonomy places the organism in Eukaryota, Fungi, Ascomycota, Saccharomycetes, Saccharomycetales, Saccharomycetaceae. Bases 1 to 2718 code for a protein of 905 amino acids.